Anisakis simplex (herring worm) is the source of this 879-nucleotide messenger RNA. NCBI's taxonomy places the organism in Eukaryota, Metazoa, Nematoda, Chromadorea, Rhabditida, Anisakidae. The record is from the annotation of a GenBank genome assembly.
AUGAAUGUAUCAGGUAAAUUGGUGUUCAAGUGGUGGAAUGGUACACUUGAACACAUCGAAACACCUUUAUAUACUGAGUUUAGAUCACUCGACUUGAAUAAUCAAAAUAUUGGAUAUUGCAUCGCAUCUGGACCGAGGAGAUCUUCCUCUGUUAUUCGAAUUGAUAUUCAGAGCAAAAAGUUUCAGGUCACAGUGAUAAGAGAAUCGAGAGAUGCGAAAGAAAUCGAUAAGCUUGACAUAUCGAUACCAACUCUCGUUAAAUUUCCUUCUGGCGACUGUACUGUCAGUGGAUGGUUCUACCCACCGUUUUCAAGUUCAUAUAAAGCUGCUGAAGGAACGUUACCUCCUGUGGUGCUGUUCGCACACGCUGGACCGACGGGUGCUGCCACAGAAUCAUUGAAUAUGAAGACACAGUAUUUCACAUCGAGAGGAUUCGCUGUUUUUGAUGUGAACUAUCGCGGUUCGACGGGAUUUGGCACUGAAUUCCGCAAUUCGUUGAGGAAAAAGUGGGGUUUAGUCGACCGAGAUGACAUGAUAAACGCAGCUCAGUAUUUGGUCGACAAUAGAUUUGUGAAUAAAGAUCGCAUUUGUAUGAUGGGAAGUAGUGCAAGCGGCUAUCUAUUACUUGCUACCAUCCAGAAUUCAUCGCUUAUCAAAGCUGCUUCUUCACUUUACGGUGUCUGCGAUCUGAUCGCUUUAACGAAGGAUACGCACAAAUUUGAACUCGGUUAUAACGAUCAGCUGAUUGGUAAGUAUCCAGAAGAGGAGCACAUAUACAAACAACGCUCACCGGUCAACAAAAUCGAUCAGAUAAACUGUCCGAUUGUAUUCUUUCAUGGUGACCGAGAUACGGUUGUACCCCUAUCGCAGUCGAUCACU